Molecule: messenger RNA, 3395 nt
Organism: Bombina bombina (fire-bellied toad)
Lineage: Eukaryota; Metazoa; Chordata; Amphibia; Anura; Bombinatoridae
Gene: TSPAN17
Product: tetraspanin 17
Exons: 8
Coding region: 263-1075 (270 amino acids)
Biological process (GO): regulation of vascular endothelial growth factor signaling pathway; protein localization to plasma membrane; protein maturation
Cellular component (GO): membrane
Source: RefSeq, a predicted model, not a curated record
UCCCCACAUCAGGACAAGAAGGCACAGUAGACAUGGAUAUCCCAUUCCACAGACCGCAGGACGCCGUAUAACAAUUACCUGCCCUAAGUGUUCUGUGCAUCUCCCAAAUGUCAGCUCCAAGCUCCCGUGCAGAUCCUGCAUCUUACCUCCAGUUCAGACCUCCAACCCUGUGCACUGCCCCCUUAGCUGAUUACUAGCUGAUGUGUGUGUUUGGAUUGAUUCCCCCCCUGAGUCUUCCCCUUGCUGUCUCUGGAUACAAAUCAUGUCUGGCAAACACCAGCAUUUCAAGGGACCUGAAGUCAGCUGCUGCGUGAAAUAUUUCUUAUUUGGAUUCAACAUUGUGUUCUGGUUGCUGGGAGCUGCCUUUCUGGCUAUUGGUUUGUGGGCAUGGGCAGAAAAGGGUGUCCUUUCCAAUAUUUCGUCUAUUACAGACCUGGGUGGGUUUGAUCCUGUCUGGCUUUUCAUUGUCACUGGCGGUGUCAUGUUCGUUCUAGGGUUUGCUGGCUGCAUUGGCGCUUUGCGGGAGAACACCACGCUUCUAAAAUUUUUCUCAGUCUUCCUGGGGCUUAUCUUCUUCCUGGAGUUGACCGCAGGAAUCCUUGCAUUCGUAUUUAAAGACUGGAUCAAAGAUCAGCUCAAUUUCUUCAUUAACAAUAACGUAAAGGCGUAUCGGGAUGACAUCGACCUGCAGAACCUCAUUGAUUUUGCUCAGGAAUAUUGGUCAUGCUGUGGUGCUCAUGGACCUAAUGACUGGAACCUCAACAUUUAUUUCAACUGCUCAGAUUUCAAUCCAAGCAGGGAGCGAUGCGGGGUGCCGUUCUCCUGCUGUGUGAAGGAUCCUGCGGAAGAUGUUCUUAACACACAGUGUGGAUAUGAUGUGAGAUUAAAACUGGAACUAGAGCAGCAAACGUAUAUCUACACCAAGGGAUGUGUUGGACAGUUUGAGAAGUGGCUUCAAGAUAAUUUAAUAGUAGUAGCCGGAGUAUUUGUUGCAGUUGCAUUACUGCAGAUUUUUGGAAUAUGUUUAGCUCAGAAUCUUGUCAGCGAUAUUAAAGCAGUGAAAGCAAACUGGUGACUAGCUGCCCUGCACACCCCAACACCACACCCUCUCUAACCCUGGUAGCCUGCCUUUUUGGGACUGAACUUGGAUAUCGUACAGCCACCCUUGUUGGCAUGGACUUGCUGCAGACUGGGUGGGAGGCGGAGCUGAUGGGGGCUAUAUAGUUUUGAUUUUGUUUUCUGCUCUACUGUAUUAUGGGAUUUUAGACCGAGUGAGGGUGGCGUUGUGUUUUGUGCCACAACCCACCACGUCCAACGUGAGCUUCCUUCCCUCCCUGGGCAUGGAGGGGCUGGCACUGGAAGCGGAAGUGUAAAUAAGUGCAUGUGAACUAUAAGAAGGCAGUGCAACUGACUGUGAUUUAUAUUUAUAUAUAUCUAUAUUACAAAAUGAAAGGACAUGAAGCUCUACUGCUGUUGGAUACCCCUCAUGACUUUUUAUUUUUUUGUUCAGUCUAUGAAGAUGGGUGAUGCCGUGCAGGCCAGAAAGCUUCUUGUAUUGUCUCACACUGGAGAAACUACAGAUUAACCCCUUUAGCUUCCAGAGCUGCCUAUGUAUAUUUUAUGUUUUUUUUUAAUAUUCUGUUUUGUUUGCCUCGAGAAGAAUGUUGGUGCCAACCAUGACAGUAAUUCAAUGAAGCAGUAAUGUAGUGAGGCGACUAAAUUCUAAAGAAAGUGAGAUUGUUAUAUUGUAAUUGUAAUACUCGUGGAAAUGCUUGUACCACUGAAACUGCCUCAGGGUUCAUUAAUGCCCUAUUAGGAUGCCUAUAAACCAAACCUGCAUUGUAGCAGCAAGGGAGCCAGUUACAUAAUGCACUUGCACAGGUAUGGUAUUUUUUUACAUUCUUUGUCUUUUACUGCCUUGUUUUAGCUUGCGACACAGAAGCUGCCAUUACUGUUGUAGGUCAAAGCAUAUUGUAGUCCCUGUUCUUGCUCACCUCUUUAAGGGAGCAGGUCCAUCCACUUCUGUUUUGUGCACUAACCUAGAAUCCUCAUGAGCACUGUAACAUACACGUCUCCCUCUGAGACUUUGCAGAUAUGUACUACUGUUUGCCUUGCUGCUUCAGGCUUCUUCAAAUGUUGUCAAGGCUUAUGGGCAUAUAUGUUCCCUUGUUUUUUAAAAGUAUUCCUGUUACAAGUCUUAGUGACCAGAAAGCUAUUUGUAGAUGGUGUCAGACAGGCUCCUGGGACCAAGAUAUUUACUUUUUUUUUUGUCUAUGCCAGUUUUAUUUAUUUCAACCAUCUUUCUGUUGUUUUUUUUUAUUGCUGCAUAUUUUAUGGACCAAUUUUUUGAUGGACGCGCUACCAAACCUAAUGCUUUCCCUUUUUUGUUUUAUUUACUUGAUGAAAGAAGUUUUUAGACCAAGAACACUUAUUUUAUCAUGACAAAUUAAACCAGUUACAGGAUGAUAGAAAGCCUGACUACUCAUUUUGAAUGCUGAUCUUAGUGUGACCGGAUCCACUUGUCAGUCACAUUUACUCAUCUGUAUUCAGGAAACAGAUUAGUUUACUGACGAGCACAAUGAUAUAACCCCCUCUCAUAUGGUUUUACACAUAGCUAGCUUGUAAGGCUGUAUAGGUUUGGGUAGGAAGCAUUCUAUCAAGAAUGGGAUCACCGAUACAUAAAAUCAUAUACCUCAAAGUACCAGGUGUGUCCAUGACAACAAACCAAACUUCUGUAGUAUAAUAAACUGCCAAAAACGUGAUUCUGCUUGGGAAUUGUAAAUGCUGAAAUGACCAUACUCCUGCAAUGCACAAGUGUAGAGAGAUGAGGAACUUCUGCACAGCUGUGAGUCCAUGUCUCUUUAAUUAUCCUGACUCCAGCAAUGAGAUAGAUACAUUGCUGUGCAAUGAGAGAGAGAUGUAUUAUUUGAAAUGAUCAUUAUUACCGUAUUCUUAAAUCCUUGGAAUAAAUUUGUCAACAACUGAUUUCCUGCAACUCCCCUCCAUUUUAAAGUAUUGUAGCUUUUUUCAGCUUGAGAGUUUUAUAUGAUAUUGAUCCAAUCUCUUAGUAACAGAGUGGGAAUUUUUUUUUCCCCCACAAAUUGUUACUGGCCCAUCUAAACCUAAUGUACAAUGGAAAUUCUUCCUUUGAUGGCUCAAUCUAUAAAAAGGAUUGGAGCUUGUUUAAAAAUCUGCUGUGCUGCUUUCAUGUUUUAACAUGUCUCCCUCAAAAUUGUGAAUGAUUUCAGGUGUAUGCAAAUCUGAAAAGACUUUGGUGAUAACUCACCCAUCGUUCCGUCCGCCCGUCAGACUGACAAGCAAAAAAAAAAUCAGGAAUUCAAACUAAAAUGUUACUGUAGACAUUCUACAUGGAAAAUAAAAGUCUUUAAACCUUG